Molecule: messenger RNA, 2298 nt
Organism: Calliphora vicina (urban bluebottle blowfly)
Lineage: Eukaryota; Metazoa; Arthropoda; Insecta; Diptera; Calliphoridae
Gene: OstDelta
Product: oligosaccharide transferase delta subunit
Exons: 5
Coding region: 16-1974 (652 amino acids)
Biological process (GO): protein N-linked glycosylation
Cellular component (GO): oligosaccharyltransferase complex; membrane
Source: RefSeq, a predicted model, not a curated record
AAUAGUUUAAAAAAAAUGAAUAAAUUAGUUUUGUCACUCUUGGUGGCCAUUACCUUGAGUUUAAGUUUAUCCACCAGCCAGGCUGCCCGUACCGUGGACAGCCAUUUGACUGCACAAGAUUUACAACGUUUCCAGUCUGUCUUUGUAUCAGCUUUAACGUCCAAUGAUUUGCAAUCAAUUUACUAUGCUAGCUUGAACAUUGAGCCCACCAGUGCAGAUGAGAAAAAGCAAUUAUGUCAGAAACUCAAUAAAUUACAUGAGGAAUCGAAAUUAAAUGAUUUUGAAAAAGACUUUUAUUUAGUGGGUGCCAGCAAGAUUCUGAAAUGUUCCGAAAAAUUACCCGAAAAAGAGUUGUCCAAGAUAUAUGCUGCUUUCAGGACGCCCGCUGCAUCUGCUCAAGAAAUCUUUUACCGUGUGGCCACACACAAAUAUCUAGGUGUACAAAUAGAGGAGGCUACCGUAGCAAAAAUUGUCAAAAACUUGCAAGAAGUUUUGAAGAAGGAUGAUACUCUCUCCAAUUUGGGUUAUGCCUUUAGUGUGUCCACAGAAUUGGGCUCCUCUGCAGCCUUUGUCGCUGAUCGCAUUGAGGAUGCCAUAGUACAAGCUGAUGAAGUCGAUGGAAAGCUAUUACAAUUCGAGGGUGGAUUAAGUAUUACAGCUUUAAUUAUUAAUGGCGCCUUUAAAGCAGCCAAAACCUUCGACAAAACUUUACCCAUAAGUGCUGAACAAUCCGUCAAAUUGGCCAGUUAUUUCCUUUCCAGACGUUCGGUACAAACUGCUAAAGGUGCUCAUGUACUCAUUGAAGCUCUGAAAACUUUAUCCUCAUCAUCGUCUAAAAUUGCUCCCAUUUGCGUGCAAUUGAUCGGCAAUGGUCAAUUGAUUGCUGAUUCUCCUCGUCUCACAGUAGCCGUAGUUGAUCUCCUGGGCAAACCUCUUUCUAACGCACCUCAAAAUGUAUUCGCCAAGAUGUCUUUGAAGAAAGACAACUCUGUGUUAGCUGAAAAAGUCUCUUUCACCUCGAAAUCGUCUGAUAAAACCACUUAUGAAGUUGAUCUUUCAUCAUACAAGCCUGCCCGUGCUCUAUAUGUCGCUGAUGUGUCGGUUGACUCUUCAUACACACAAAAAUUGAAUUUCAAAGUUUUGGGUAAAGCAAAGGUACAACAAUUGGAAAUUGGCGUUGGUGAAUUGGAUGCCAGUUCUGCCGUGAAAAAACAAAAUGUAGCCUACCCCAAUAAAUUGAAGGAACAACUGUCGGCCGAUAAUACUCAAAAGGUUAUAUUGAAGACAACUUUAGUGGAAGAAAGUCAAGCUAAUAAGGCCAUUACUGUUCAUCAAGCCUUUGUACGCUUCUAUAACAAGGAAAACGACGAAGAAAUCAUUUAUGUUGCCGAGCAAGACAGUAACAAGGCCUACAAAUUCGAUAUGGAUGUUGGCGCUAGAGCUGGCGAUUUCAAGCACAAAAGUGGUCUUUAUGAAAUGUAUUUAAUUGUGGGCGAUUCAUCUAUUUCUAACUCGUUCCAAUGGUUGGUAGCCGAAAUUGAAAUCAAAUUUUCCGCCAAUACUCAUGUAGGAGAUGCCAAAAAGCAACCCAUACGCUCUCCCCUACCGGAAAUCCAUCAUCAAUUCCGUGUACCCGAUAAGCGUCCCUCUCGCAUAGUUUCGGAUGUUUUCACCGGUCUGUGUUUGACCCCCUUGGUUUUGUUGUUGGUUUUCUGGUCGAAAUUGGGCAUCAACAUUGGCAAUUUUACUUUCCAUCCCAGUACCAUUGGUUUCCAUAUUGGCUUCGGUGGUAUUUUAGUGCUGUUCACCGUAUUUUGGUUGAAACUGAACAUGUUCCAAACAUUGCGUCUGCUUAUACCAAUUGCCAUCUUUACAUUCCUUUCCGGCAAUCGUUUAUUAAGACGUCUCUACGCCCAGCGUAUUGCUAAGAAUCCAUCGUCAGCAUCAACAUCUGGUGCGGUAGCAACAUCAUAAAUUUAUGCAUUUCUUUAUUUUUCUUAAUGUGACUAAAUUUAAGUUAAUAACAAGAGCAAAAGAAACAAGAAAGGAAAUUGAUACAAUUAUUUCUAAAUGUAUGCAAGAUUAUUCGUUCGGGAGACACUAUGUGUAAUGGAAAUUAAACAUUUUAUUAUGAUUCGUUGUAACACAAUUAAAAAUAGUAUAUGUUUUUAGUCUUAAAAUUUUGUACGUGUUUUUUGCUAAACACACCUCCCUACUCUAAACUACAUUUAAUUACUCUUUUCUGCUUAUUUUGUUUACGUGUGUAAAACAAACAACAAAAUAAAUUUAUUUAGAAAA